Messenger RNA from Arabidopsis lyrata subsp. lyrata, 775 nucleotides. RefSeq lists its product as uncharacterized. The coding region runs from base 156 to 560 and encodes 134 amino acids. The record is from RefSeq and is a predicted model, not a curated record. Lineage: Eukaryota; Viridiplantae; Streptophyta; Magnoliopsida; Brassicales; Brassicaceae. The transcript has 4 exons. Gene Ontology annotation, cellular component: mitochondrial membrane.
UAAAUCUCUUUUUGUCUCCUCUCUCUUACGGCUUCAGAAUCGCCAUCGGAAUGUGGUAAACUCGAUCAUCGGGACUUGUUACGAACCGGAGCAUCAUCGGAAGGUUGGACUCAUCAUCACGGCUUGUGGCCCUUUGCUUUGUGGCUUAUUCAAAGAUGACAACAAUCGAAACCGGUCAGAAAACUCAACAGUCUUCUCCUUCCGGUUCUGCUGCUGCGGCUACUGGUACUCUCAAGCAGUCUUCGGCAUCGUUUAAAAGGUGGGGAAGGAGACACCCAUUUGUACGAUAUGGACUUCCGAUGAUAUCUCUCACUGUUUUUGGAGCCCUCGGCCUCGGCCAACUCCUUCAAGGCAGUAAGGAUAUUGCAAAGGUAAAAGAUGACCAAGAAUGGGAAAUUAUAGAAACAAGAAAGGCGCUUUCGAGAACAGGACCUGUUGAUGCUUAUAAACCUAAAAACACAUCCAUCGAAGAUGAGCUUAAGGCUAUGCAACAGAAGGUGGACAUAAAUACGUACGAGUACAAGAAAAUUCCAAAGCUAAACGAAAGCAAGUCGAGUUAAGUGAAGUCUUUUAAGAAUCAUCUUUGUAUAACAAUUAUCUUUUCUUAGAUGUGUUUCAGUUUUAAAUUACUAUUCACAUAAACGCCCAAGUACAUAUCCCAGCAAGUUUUGGGCUUCCUAAACCAAGAACAAAGAGGGCCACUUUAUAAUUAGAGCAUCUCCAAUAGGGGUUGUUUAAAGGGGUUCGUAGCAUGAAUAACAUUAAAAUUAAAUAA